Messenger RNA from Sphaerodactylus townsendi, 1077 nucleotides. RefSeq names its product G protein-coupled receptor 15 (gene GPR15). Gene Ontology annotation, cellular component: membrane. The transcript has a single exon. The record is from RefSeq and is a predicted model, not a curated record. Gene Ontology annotation, molecular function: G protein-coupled receptor activity. NCBI's taxonomy places the organism in Eukaryota, Metazoa, Chordata, Lepidosauria, Squamata, Sphaerodactylidae. Bases 1 to 1077 code for a protein of 358 amino acids. Gene Ontology annotation, biological process: immune response; G protein-coupled receptor signaling pathway.
AUGGAAGGAUCAACUGUCAACUAUUAUGAUGAUUAUUUUAGCACCAAGGCUCCUGACAACUGCCCAGCUGUGCAACUACCUUACAAAGAGAUUUUCCUGCCUGUUCUAUAUGCCAGUGUAUUCUUGGUGGGGAUAGCUGGCAACACCCUUCUAAUGGGAGCCCUGAUCUUCAAGCGGCGUAUCCAGAGGUUGAUUGACAUCUUCAUUGUCAAUUUGGCAGCUUCUGAUUUUGUUUUCCUUAUCACGUUACCCUUUUGGGUAGACAAGGAGAUGUCCUCGGGACUGUGGCGAUCAGGCUCGUUCAUCUGUAAAGGCAGUUCCUACAUCAUCUCUGUCAACAUGUAUUGCAGUAUUUUCCUUCUCACUUGUAUGAGUGCCGAUCGAUAUCUCGCCAUCCUGCAUCCACUGGCGGCCAGGAGGAUUAGAACAAAGCUCUAUACUGUCUCCCUUUGCAUCUGCAUCUGGAUUCUGUCGUGCCUGCUGGGAUUGCCUACCCUUCAGUCCAGAGAACUGGGGAAUGACGAUGGCAACACAUACUGUGAGGACAAGAAGGCCACGUUCACUAAUCAGAUUAGGUCACUGUUGCAGCUAAUUUUGGCCUUCUUUUUCCCACUCCUGAGCAUCUUGCUGUUUUACUGCUCCAUCACCAGGAAACUCUGUAUACAUUAUAAGAAGUCUGGAAAACAUAACAAAAAGCUGAAGAAAUCCAUUAAAGUUAUAUUCAUUGUAGUGGUUGCCUUUGUUCUAUCAUGGGCCCCUUUCAACGUUUUUAAAUUUCUGUCUGUGCUGUCUGACAUUCAAGAGCUGAAGCCACCUUUCUGCCUUACCUACAAAGUUGCCUACCUGGGCAUGGAACUGAGUGGCCCCCUUGCAUUUGCCAAUAGCUGCACAAACCCUUUCAUCUACUAUUUUUUUGAUGACUACAUCCGUAGGGCCAUGUGGCAAUGUAUGCUUCCGUGCAUGAAGGCCAGCAGCCUUGGCUCUAAUUCUGGCACUAUGGACACACACCUCAGCUACUCCUUGAAUGUCCAUGGAGAAAAUGUGCCUAGGAAGAGACGGCAAUCACUGUCGCUCUGA